Adineta steineri is the source of this 666-nucleotide messenger RNA. NCBI's taxonomy places the organism in Eukaryota, Metazoa, Rotifera, Eurotatoria, Adinetida, Adinetidae. The record is from the annotation of a GenBank genome assembly.
AUGUCAUUGACUUCACUAUGUAUAUUCUUCUUCUUUUUGCCUUGUAUUAUUAUCUCCGCACCUAAUAUUGGUAGUCGUUAUACUGGUACUGGUUUUCAUACACGUCUUGAAUAUACAAUUGAUCCUGAUCCAUCAAUGCCUGCUCGAUGUUUAUUUGUAUGGCAUCGUUUACCACCUUAUUUAUAUAUUGAACCAGAUGAACUUCAUCAAUUAAAUGCAACUAUAUUAGGUUCAAUUAAUAUUGAAACAUCAGCAUCUCAAUCACAUCCAUUUGCAUAUUGUUUUAUAUUAUAUAAUUCAACUACAAAACCAUUUGAUCAUACGAAAACAUUUUCAAUUAAUAUUCAUAGUCGAUAUUUAGAUCCGAGAAGUGAUAAUACUGAUUUAGAUCCGAGACGUGAUGAUACUGAUUUAUAUGAAACUCUUCCUUUACCUGAACCAGUUAUACAUUUUACAAAAAAACAAUGUCCUCAUUUAGGCGUGGGAUGUCCAGCACCAAUAGCAGAAACAGGUAUUGAAUCACCAAGAGAAUUAACUGUUACUAUUCCUGUUGGUCAAGAAAAACAUUUAUGGUUUGUUUUUCCAAUCACUUGUUUAUUUCCAUUUAUUAGUUGUUCAUUAUUAUUUAUAAUAAGUGGACGAAUUCAAACAAAAACUGUUAAUUAA